AUGCGAAGUCAAAGUAGACUUUCUGUCCCUGAGUCAGAUUUGGUUUCCACACGUUCGGCUCGUGUUCGUUCGCCGCCACCGACUGGAGACGAGCACAGUACUGCAGCUGUGACAAGGACAGUCAGCGCCCUCGAGUGGGAUGAUGUCUCAACCGCUAGGGUUGCUCCAAGGUGAG
Meloidogyne enterolobii is the source of this 175-nucleotide messenger RNA. The record is from the annotation of a GenBank genome assembly. NCBI's taxonomy places the organism in Eukaryota, Metazoa, Nematoda, Chromadorea, Rhabditida, Meloidogynidae.